AUGUGCAUAAAGACAGGCCACAAGUGCGAGUUUCCUGAUCCACCGUCUCGACCACCGAAACGGUCACAGCCGCCAACCGCGCCGGAACAAGUGAGAGUCGGACAUCCGAACAAGCGAGUGAAGAAGCUUGAAGAAACGACCACGUCCGAGGAAAGCAAUCUGGCCGAGCGUACUCAGGCACUGCUUUCGGCAUCCUAUCUUACCGUCGAUGUGUGGCUUCAACUCUUCAACAUCUAUAAGCUUCACUUCGCUACAGAGAUCCCUUUCUUGCAUCUCCCCACCCUCAAGGGCAUCAUUCAUGAUAAAGACAUCAAGAAGCCGUCAGCAGAAUCAAAUCUGACCCUGUUGGGCAUUCUGACUCUCACUGCAAAAUUCCACCCUGGCUUGGUCGACUUUGUGGCACAUAUCACACAAGACAAAAUCGCAAGCCCUGAAUCUCGCGCUCUGACAGCGGCUACUGUCGCCCGUGUCCAGGCGUACCUCAUGCUUGGCUUGCACAAGUGGAGCCAGCCGAAGGGCGGCCUAGCUGCAUGGAUGUAUGUCGGCGUUGCCAUACGGAUGGCUCAAGCUCUAAGACUGGGGUUUGGAGACCAGCCUUUGGCCCGCAAGCAAAUCCUGGCGCCGUCUCCUCGGUCAAGUCCAUCUGCUCAACCACCCUCAGACCAGGAGGUCAGGCGCCGUACCAUGUUCAGUUGCUUGAUACUGGAUCGUCUCUUAUCCUGCGGAUCUGAUCGGGUCUCCAUGGUUCAGUCCGAAGAUCUCGAAAUCCAGCUGCCAUGCACCCAAUACGCUUUCGAUCUCGGCCGUAUCGUCUAUACCGAAUUCCUACGCCAGGUACGGCAGGAUGUGGGACGACCAAUCGAUGACAGUCUUUUGAGCCAAUUCGUGCAACUGGCUGAUGUCUGGGGCGACAUCACCAAAUACAGUGUCGAGGGCGGCCGCCUUACGGAAUUGCUUCCGCCGUGGGACCAAGAGUCGACCUUCUAUGGACUGCGUAAGAAGAUAGAGGCCUUUUACGCUCACCUUCCAGAGUCGUUCACCUGGUCUAAAUCCAACCUUUGGAAGAACGGCAGCAGCGGAUAUGUGCCACUCCACAUGUUGGUUGCUCUCUGCAAAAUAAUUCUGCAUCGCGAGAACAUCCCUUUCAUCGCCAUCGAUUGCUCCGAGCCAAUCGGCCCCUUGGAUGAGCUUUCAUUCGAUCCCGGCACUGUUCCCGACGACUUCUGGAAGCGAAGCGCGGAGCAGGUUUUCAAGGCUGGCACUGCCAGCGAAAUCAUCGACCUCGUAUCAUUUUGCCGAAACGAAAUACCUCAUUCGUCACUGGUCAUAUUCGCGAUCUGGCAAGCAGCCCUUGUGGGAACGUACGCAUGGCACUACCCUCACAUGGAUACUCAGAAUCAUAUGGUCGGCAAGGACAUCGAGGAACGGAAUUCGGGGGCCAAAUCCGAGGGCGCGCAGGUGGGAAACGUCAGCAUCGCUCUCCAAGCAUUGAACAAGGUUGCGCCUUACUUGCGUAGGGCCUCCAAGUACGUUAACCCGGAGCAGUGA
Molecule: messenger RNA, 1548 nt
Organism: Colletotrichum abscissum
Lineage: Eukaryota; Fungi; Ascomycota; Sordariomycetes; Glomerellales; Glomerellaceae
Product: fungal specific transcription factor
Exons: 2
Coding region: 1-1548 (515 amino acids)
Biological process (GO): DNA-templated transcription
Cellular component (GO): nucleus
Molecular function (GO): DNA binding; zinc ion binding
Source: RefSeq, a predicted model, not a curated record